Molecule: messenger RNA, 1745 nt
Organism: Erigeron canadensis
Lineage: Eukaryota; Viridiplantae; Streptophyta; Magnoliopsida; Asterales; Asteraceae
Product: potassium channel SKOR-like
Exons: 8
Coding region: 1-1587 (528 amino acids)
Biological process (GO): transmembrane transport; potassium ion transport
Cellular component (GO): membrane
Molecular function (GO): voltage-gated potassium channel activity
Source: RefSeq, a predicted model, not a curated record
AUGUACUCUUCUUUCUUUACACCCAUAGAAUUCGGGUUCUUCAGGGGAUUGCCUGACCACGUAUAUUUACUAGACAUACUUGGUCAAGUGGUUUUCUUCGUCGACGUCUUCCUUCUGUUCUUUGUUGCUUACAGAGACAUAGAGCGUGAGAAGCUGAACCAAAAGUCAAUUGCUUGGCGGUACUUGAAAACUUAUUUCAUAUUUGAUUUACUUUCCUGCAUGCCUUGGGAUAUUAUUUACAGGGUUUCUGGAAGAAAAGAAGAAGUGAGAUACCUUUUACUGAUUAGAUUGGUGCGGGUACGGAAGGUUCUAGAGUUCUUCCGCAAAUUGGAGACAGACAUACGGGUCAAUUAUUUUUUUUCCAGGAUUCUAAAACUUGUCAUGGUUGAGCUGUAUUGUACACAUACGGCAGCAUGCAUAUUCUAUUAUUUGGCCACGACUUUGCCAGCUUCACAAGAGGAAUACACAUGGAUUGGGAGCCUAAAACUUGGGGCCUAUAGCUACUCAAACUUUAGAGACAUUGAUCUUUGGAAGAAAUACAUAACAUCCUUAUACUUUGCGGUUAUUACUAUGGCAACAGUAGGAUAUGGUGACAUUCAUGCGGUUAAUAUGAGAGAAAUGAUAUUUGUUAUGGUUUAUGUCUCGUUUGACAUGGUUCUUGGUGCUUAUUUGGUCGGUAAUAUAACAGCUUUAGUGGUGAAAGGAUCGAAGACAGAAAUAUACAGGGAUAGAAUAAAAAGCCUCCUCAAAUAUGUUGACAAAAAAACAGUAAGGAAAGAAAUACAUUACAAAAUCAAAGAGCAACUAUUGUUACCAAAUGAUAGGAGCCAUUCUGAUCCUGCUGUGUUUCAAGACCUCCCAACCGACGUCCGCACCACUAUAGCUGAACAUCUUUAUAAGCCACAGCUUAAAGAAGUUCCACUUUUCAAAGGAUGCUCUCCAGAAUUCAUCGAUCAGAUAGUAACCAGAGUGCAUGAGGAGUUUUAUCCUCCAGGGAAAGUAAUAAUGGAGCAAGGAAGUGUGGUUGACCAACUUUACUUCAUCUGUGAUGGAAAACUGAAAGAGGUAAUAGUAAAUGAAAGUGGACAUGAAGAAACUGUAUCGGAUUUAAAACCUCAGGACUCAUUUGGAGAUGUUUCCAUUCUACACAACAAACUUCAACCAUAUACAGUUCGAGUUCUUGACCAUUGCCUCCUUUUGCGGAUUGAUAAGAAAUCUUUCUCUAACAUUCUCAAGAUAUAUCUUCACGACAAACAAAAAAUUCUCGCCAAUCUAGAAAAGGAAGCCAAAACUCGCCAGUCAUUAGAACUCUCAUCGUAUUUUCAAGAACCAUCAGAGAAAGUGACGCAAAAGAGAUGUACGGUAUACCCAUUUCAGCCAUGGGAGGAAUCAAAGGAUCAGAACAAGUAUGGAGUAGUAUUACGGGUUCCAGACACCAUUGACGAGCUCAUGAAAACAGCAGCAGAAUAUUUGAAGUUGGACCUUCUUCCCACUUCUUGUAUCAUAACAAAAGAAAAAGGACAAAUCGUUAAUGCGGAUAUUAUUAAAGAUGAAGAAAAGCUGUACUUAAUCACUACUCAGGCAUAAGUUAUGUAUCAUGAAAUAUAUGAGCAUGCCAACCAACAACAUGGCUUGACCACAUUCAAUUUCAAUCCAAAUUUCUGGAAGUCUAUCUCUUUCAACAAUUCUAUUUUUAAUUUUUGAUGUGUACCAAAAGCACCCAAAGGCUAUACCUAACAUGCCAU